AUGUCCACGUCCACGUCCAUGUCCACGUCCCCACGUCCACCCCCGCCCCAUUCUCCCGCUUUCCAUCACCCCGCCCCCUUCUCCUGCUUUCCAUCACCGCACCCCGUUCUCCCGCUUUCCAUCACCCCGCCCCAUUCUCCCGCUUUCCAUCACCCCGCCCCGUUCUCCCGCUAUCCAUCACCCCGCCCCGUUCUCCCGCUUUCCAUCAUCCCGCCCCAUUCUCCCGCUUUCCAUCACACCGCCCCAUUCUCCCGUUUUCCAUCACCCCGCCCCAUUCUCCCGCUUUCAAUCACCCCGCCCCAUUCUCCCGCUUUUCCUCACCCCGCCCCAUUCUCCCGCUUUCCAUCACCCCGCCCCAUUCUCCCGCUUUCCCUCACCGCGCAACCAGUCUUCCGCUUUCCAAAGCCCCCCCCCCAUUCUCCCGCUUUCCAUCACCCCGCCCCCUUCUCCCGCUUUCCAUCACCCCUCCCCAUUCCCCGUCCUUCCAUCACCCCACCCCAUUCUCCCUCCUUCCAUAACCCCGCCCCAUUCUCCUGCUUUCCAUCACCCCGCCCCAUUCUCCCGCUUUCCCUCACCCUGCCCCAGUCUACUUCUUUCUGUCACCCCGCCCCACUCUCCCGCUUUCCAUCACCCCGCCCUAUUCUCCCUCCUUCCAUCACCCCGCCCCAUUCUCACUCCUUCCAUCAUCCCGCCCCAUUCUCCCGCUUUCAAUCACCCCACCCCAUUCUCCCUCCUUCCAUCACCCCCCCCCCUUCUCCCUCCUUCCAUAACCCCGCCCAAUUCUCCCGCUUUCCAUCACCCCGCCCCAUUCUCCCGCUUUCCAUCACCCCGCCCCAUUCUCCUGCUUUCCAUCACCUCGCCCCAUUCUCCCGCUUUCCAUCACUCCGCCUCAUUCUCCCGCUUUCCAUCAGCCCGCCCCAUUCUCACUCUUUCCAUCAACCCACCCCAUUCUCCCUCCGUCCAUCACCCCGCCCCAUUCGCCUGAUUUCCAUCGCCCCGCCCUAUUCUCCCAUUGUCCAUCACCCCGCCUCAUUAUCCCGCUUUCCAUCACCCGCCCCAUUCUCUCGCUUUCCAUCACCCCGCCCCAUUCUCCCGCUUUCCAUCACCCCGCCCCAUUCUCCCGCUUUCCAUUAUCCCACCCCAUUCUCCCUCCUUCCAUCGCCCCGCCCCUUUCCCCCGCUUUCCAUCGCCCCGCCCCAUUCUCUCGCUUUCCAUCACCCGGCCCCAUUCACCCGCUUUCCAUCACCCCGCCCCAUUCUCUCGCUUUCCAUCACCCCGCCCCAUUCUCCCAAUCUCCAUCACCCCGCCCCAUUCUCCCUCCUUCCAUCACCCCGCCCCAUUCUCCCUCCUUCCAUCACCCCGCCCAAUUCUCCCGCUUUCCAUCACCCUGCCCCAUUUUCCCGCUUUCCAUCACCCCGCCCCAUUCUUACUCUUUCCAUCAUCCCAUCUCAUUCUCCCUCCUUCAAACACCCCGCCCCAUUCUCCCUCUUUCCAUCACCCCGCCCCAUUGUCCCGCUUUCCAUCACCACGCCUCAUUCUCCCUCCUUCCAUCACCCCGCCCCAUUCUCCCUCCUUCCAUCACCCCGCCCCAUUCUCCCGCUUUCCAUCACCCCGCCCCAUUCUCCCGCUUUCCAUCACCCCGCCCCAUUCUCCCGCUUUCCAUCACCUCGCCCCUUUCUCCCGCUUUCCAUCACCCCGCCCCAUUCUCCCUCCUUCCAUCACCCCGCCCCAUUCUCCCACUUUCCAUCACCUCGCCCCAUUCUCCCGCUUUCCAUCACCCCGCCCCAUUCUCCCGCUUUCCAUCACCCCGCCCCAUUCUCCCUCCUUAACCCCGCCCCAUUCUCCCUCCUUCCAUCACCCCGCCCCAUUCUCACUCCUUCCAUCACCCCGCCCCAUUCUCACUCCUUCCAUCACCCCGCCCCAUUCUCCCGCUUUCAAUCACCCCGCCCCAUUCUCCCGCUUUCCAUCACCCCGCCCCCUUCUCCUGCUUUCCAUCACCGCACCCCGUUCUCCCGCUUUCCAUCACCCUGCCCCAUUCUCCCGCUUUCCAUCAUCCCGCCCCGUUCUCCCGCUUUCCAUCACCCCGCACUGUUCUCCCGCUUUCCAUCACCCCGCCCCAUUCCCCCGCUUUCCAUCACACCGCCCCAUUCUCCCGUUUUCCAUCACCCGGCCCCAUUCUCCCGCUUUCCAUCACCCCGCCCCAUUCUACCGCUUUCCAUCACCCUGUCCCAUUCUCCCGCUUUCCAUCACCCCGCCCCAUUCUCUCGCUUUCCAUCACCUCGCCCCAUUCUCUCGCUUUCCAUCACCCCGCCCCAUUCUCUCGCUUUCCAUCACCCCGCCCCAUUCUCUCGCUUUCCACCACCCCACCCCAUUCUCCCCCUUUCAAUCACCCCACCCUAUUCUCCCGCGUUCAAUCACCCCGCCCCAUUCUCCCUCCUUCCAUCACCCCGCCCCAUUCCCCCUCCUUCCAUCACCCCGCCCCAUUCUCCCUCCUUCCAUCACCCCGCCCCAUUCUCCCGCUUUCCAUCACCCCGCCCCAUUCUCCCGCUUUCCAUCACCCCGCCAAAUUCUCCCGCUUUCCAUCACACCGCCCCAUUCUCCCUCCUUCCAUCACCCCGCCCCAUUCUCCCUCCUUCCAUAACCCUGCCCCAUUCUCCCGCUUUCGAUCACCCUGCCCCAUUCUCCUACUUUCCAUCACCCUGCCCCCUUCUCCCGCUUUCCAUCACCCCGUCCCAUUCUCCCUCCUUCCAUCACCCCGCCACUUCCUCCCUCCUUCCAUCACCCCGCGCCAUUCUCCCUCCUUCCAUCACCCCGCCCCAUUCCCCCGCUUUCCAUCACCCCGCCCGAUUCUCCCGCUUUCCAUCACCUUGCCCCAUUCUCCCGCUUUCCAUCGCCCCGCCCCAUUCUCCCUCCUUCUUCACCACGCCCCAUUCUCCUGCUUUCCAUCAUCCCGCCCCAUUCUCCCGUUUCCAUCACCCCGCCCCAUUCUCCCGCUUUCCAUCACCCCGCCCCAUUCUCCCGCUUUCCAUCACCCCGCCCCAUUCUCCCGCUUUCCAUCACCCCGCCCCGUUCUCCCGCUUUCCGUCACCCCGCCCCGUUCUCCUGCUCUCUCUUUCCAUCACCCCGCCCCCUUAUCACGCUUUCCAUCACCCCUCCGCAUUCACCCGCUUUCCAUCACCCCGCCCCAUUCUCCCGAAAUCCAACAGCCCGCCCCAUUCUCCCUCCUUCCAUCACCCCGCCCCAUUCUCCCUCCUUCCAUCACCCCCCCCCCUUUCUCCCUCCUUUCAUAACCCCGCCCCAUUCUCCCGCUUUCCAUCACCCUGCCUCAUUCUCCCGCUUUCCCUCACCUCGCCACAGUCUCCCGCUUUCCAUAGCCCCGCCCCAUUCUCCCGCUUUCCAUCACCCCGCCCCUUUCUCCCGCUUUCCAUCACUGCGCCCCAUUCUCCCUCCUUCCAUCAUCCCGCCCCAUUCUCCCGCUUUCCAUCACCCCGCCCCAUUCUCCCGUUUUCCAUCACCCCGCCCCAUUCUCCCACUUUCCAUCACCCCGCCCCAUUCUCCCGCUUUCCAUCACCCCGCCCCAUUCUUCCGCUUUCCAUCACCCCACCCCAUUCUCCUGCUUUCCAUCACCCCGCCCCAUUCUCCCUCCUUCCAUCACCCCGCCCCAUUCUGCCCCAUUCUCCCUCCUUCCAUCACCCCACCCCAUUCUCCCGCUUUCCAUCACCCCGCCCCAUUCUCCCGCUUUCCAUCACUCCGCCCCAUUCUCCCGCUUUCCAUCAACCCGCCCCAUUCUCCUGCUUUCCAUCACCCCGCCCCAUUCUCCCGCUUUCCAUCACCCCUCCCCAUUCUCUUGCUUUCCAUCACCUCGCCCCAUUCUCCCGCUUUCCAUCACCCUGCCCCAUUCUCUCGCUUUCCACCACCCCACCCCAUUCUGCCGCUUUCCAUCACCCUGCCCUAUUCUCCUGCGUUCAAUCACCCUGCCCCAUUCUCCCUCCUUCCAUCACCCCACCCCAUUCUCCCUCCUUCCAUCACCCCGCCCCAUUCUCCCUCCUUCCAUCACCCCGCCCCGUUCUCUCGCUUUACAUCACCCCGCCCCAUUCUCCCGUUUUCCAUCACCCCGCCCCAUUCUCUCGCUUUCCAUCACCCCGCCCCAUUCUGCUUCCUUCCAUCACCCCGCCUCAUUCUCCCGCUUUCCAUCACCCCGCCCCGUUCUCCCGUUUCCAUCACCCCGCCCCAUUCUCCCUCCUUCCAUCACCCCCCCCCCUUUCUCCCUCCUUUCAUAACCCCGCCCCAUUCUCCCGCUUUCCAUCACCCUGCCUCAUUCUCCCGCUUUCCCUCACCUCGCCACAGUCUCCCGCUUUCCAUAGCCCCGCCCCAUUCUCCCGCUUUCCAUCACCCCGCCCCUUUCUCCCGCUUUCCAUCACUGCGCCCCAUUCUCCCUCCUUCCAUCAUCCCGCCCCAUUCUCCCGCUUUCCAUCACCCCGCCCCAUUCUCCCGUUUUCCAUCACCCCGCCCCAUUCUCCCACUUUCCAUCACCCCGCCCCAUUCUCCCGCUUUCCAUCACCCCGCCCCAUUCUUCCGCUUUCCAUCACCCCACCCCAUUCUCCUGCUUUCCAUCACCCCGCCCCAUUCUCCCUCCUUCCAUCACCCAGCCCCAUUCUGCCCCAUUCUCCCUCCUUCCAUCACCCCACCCCAUUCUCCCGCUUUCCAUCACCCCGCCCUAUUCUCCCGCUUUCCAUCACUCCGCCCCAUUCUCCCGCUUUCCAUCAACCCGCCCCAUUCUCCUGCUUUCCAUCACCCCGCCCCAUUCUCCCGCUUUCCAUCACCCCUCCCCAUUCUCUUGCUUUCCAUCACCUCGCCCCAUUCUCCCGCUUUCCAUCACCCUGCCCCAUUCUCUCGCUUUCCACCACCCCACCCCAUUCUGCCGCUUUCCAUCACCCUGCCCUAUUCUCCUGCGUUCAAUCACCCUGCCCCAUUCUCCCUCCUUCCAUCACCCCACCCCAUUCUCCCUCCUUCCAUCACCCCGCCCCAUUCUCCCUCCUUCCAUCACCCCGCCCCGUUCUCUCGCUUUACAUCACCCCGCCCCAUUCUCCCGUUUUCCAUCACCCCGCCCCAUUCUCUCGCUUUCCAUCACCCCGCCCCAUUCUGCUUCCUUCCAUCACCCCGCCUCAUUCUCCCGCUUUCCAUCACCCCGCCCCAUUCUCCCGCUUUCCAUCACCCCGCCCCAUUCUCCCUCCUUCCAUCACCCCGCCCCAUUCUCCCGCUUUCCAUCAUCCCGCCCCAUUCUCCCGCUUUCCAUCACCCCGCCCCAUUCUCCCGCUUUCCAUCACCCCGCCCCAUUCUCCCUCCUUCCAUCACCCCGCCCCAUUCUCCCUCCUUCCAUCACCCCGCCCCAUUCUCCCUCCUUCCAUCACCCCGCCCCAUUCUCCCGCUUUCCAUCACCCCGCCCCAUUCUCCCUCCUUCCAUCACCCUGCCCCAUCCUCCCUCCUUCCAUCACCCCGCCCCAUUCCCCCGCUUUCCAUCACCGAGCCCCGUUCUCUUGCUUUCUAUCACCCCGCCCCAUUCUCCCGCUUUCCAUCACCCCGUCCCAUUUUCCCGCUUUCCCUCACCCCGCCCCAGUCUCCCGCUUUCCAUAG
Closterium sp. NIES-65 is the source of this 5634-nucleotide messenger RNA. NCBI's taxonomy places the organism in Eukaryota, Viridiplantae, Streptophyta, Zygnematophyceae, Desmidiales, Closteriaceae. The record is from the annotation of a GenBank genome assembly.